GAAUGGACCCCGUCGUGCUCAGUUACAUGGACAGUUUGCUGAGACAGUCAGACGUGGCCUUGCUGGACCCACCGAACUGGCUCAACGAUCACAUCAUUGGCUUUGCCUUCGAGUACUUUGCCUGUGACCAGUUCCAAGAGUUCUGUGACCAGGUGAGCUUUAUAGGGCCCGAGGUGGCCCAGUUCAUCAAAUGUGCCACCAGCCAGGAGGAAGUGGCCGCGUUCCUGCAACCGCUAGACCUUGUCCACAAGAAGCUGCUGUUCCUGCCCAUCAAUGAUAACUCCAACCAGACUGCCGGAGGCACCCACUGGAGCUUGCUGGUUUACUUCAGGGACAAAAAGUCCUUCGCCCAUUACGAUUCCCACAGCAAGAGCAACUCUGCCCACGCCAAGCAAGUGGCGAAGAAGCUGGAGGCUUUCUUGGGCAGAAAAGGGGGCAAAGUGACGUUUGUGGAGGAGAAGGCGCCUGCCCAGCAGAACAGCUACGACUGCGGGAUGUACGUGAUCUGCAACACGGAGGCCCUGUGCCAGGGCUACUUCCGUGGCCGGCAGGAGCCUUUGCUGCAGCUCCUCACCCCGGGCUACAUCACGCAGAAGCGAGCCGAGUGGAGGGCCCUGGUGGCCAAGCUCGCGGGGAGGUGA
Molecule: messenger RNA, 641 nt
Organism: Tinamus guttatus (white-throated tinamou)
Lineage: Eukaryota; Metazoa; Chordata; Aves; Tinamiformes; Tinamidae
Source: RefSeq, a predicted model, not a curated record